Molecule: messenger RNA, 1734 nt
Organism: Salarias fasciatus (jewelled blenny)
Lineage: Eukaryota; Metazoa; Chordata; Actinopteri; Blenniiformes; Blenniidae
Product: zinc finger protein 658-like
Exons: 4
Coding region: 148-1560 (470 amino acids)
Source: RefSeq, a predicted model, not a curated record
CCACACGGAAGAAAGGCUCAGCUAGCUAGAAAACACGCAGAGAUGCAAACCCUCUUUCUUCACACUGCGUCGGUUCCUCUCGCCUCGCUUUGAACCUUCACGUUAGAGGAGCUUUUAUGAGUUUUCCCUUCUCCUGCUGGAGUCAACAUGGCGACGUGCAUCCCCUUCCAGACACAGCUAUCCUCCAUCAUGGAGGUCCUGGUGAAGGCAGCCGUGGCUGAGAUCUCCAAGCUGGUCGAUGACAAAUGUGCGUUUCUGCACCUGGAAAUCUCCCGAAAGCAGAGCGAGAACGAGAUGCUGAAGAGGAAGCUGCUGAUGAUGGAGAGGAGGAACGCUCAGCUGCAGCUGGAAAACUACAUGGAUCGAGGAAGUGAUGGAGGCAGCAGCUGUCCACAUCCUGCAGGAGACAUGAAGUUCCCAGAGAUCGAAGAUGCCACUGUUUCCUUCACCAUUAAAGAGGAGAGUCCAGAUGAGGCCCUGUGGAUCAGCGAAUCUACUGGAGCGAUCGGCGCCGCCAUAUCGUACCCGAAUCCCGCCAGUGCUCCCGAGAGCCAGCAGUUCGAGGAGAACCAGCAGUUAUCCCAGUCAGAGGCAUCCAGACAGAAGGCUUCAGACUUCGCCGACUCUUUCGGCUCGUCUCAGCAUGCGGUCGACAUCAGUGGCCUUCAGUUCACCGUCAAGACGGAGAAGGAGGAGAGCCGGCUGGCCUUCGGACAGGACCGCUGCCAACACAGCGUGGGCAAGCACACUCAGCUGGCCGCCGACUUCUCCAUGGACGAACGGGAGAAUCAGCUGUGGUCGUCUAUCAUCGAAGGCAAUGAGAUCGAAAGCGGCUUUCCUGACUUUUCCAGUGUUGUGGAGGAGUAUUCCAACUCCUUCGGGGACCAUUCAGAUGCAAAUGCAGUUUCUAACACUACGAAAUCGGCUGGCGUCCAGCAGUCGCCCGCUCAGAGGCUGUGCAAUGGGGUUUACAGCGGCGACGCCCCGCAGCCGUCCUGCUUUCAGCCCAGGCAGCAGGACGCCCUCUCGCAGCGGGAAAAGAUGAAGGAGCAAAUCUACCCGCAGAGGAACCCUUCGCAGGUCGCUCAUCUAGGGCAGCCGGACGUAGACCCCGAGAGGGACGUCACCGGCGACCGCCCGGCGGUCACUCACUCGCACGGCGCUCUAACGCCGAGCGGCUUCCACCAUCUCAACCCCCACAAGCCCUUCUCCGGCGUGGCCCGGGGCUACGCCUGCUCGCAGUGCGGCAAGACGUUCGGCCGCCUGCACCAGUACAAGCUGCACCAGCAGAGCCACAAGAGGAAGCGGGCCUUCUGGUGCACGGUGUGCGGGAAGAGCUUCCAGUGCUCGUCCCACCUGAGCAUCCACCACCGCACGCACACGGGCGAGAAGCCGUUCGGCUGCGGCCAGUGCGGGAAGCGCUUCACGCAGCAGAGCAGCCUGAGGGUCCACCAGCGCACGCACAGCGGCGAGCGGCCGUACAGCUGCUCGCAGUGCGGGAAGACCUUCAUCCUCAUGCACCAUCUGAAACGCCACCGGAUCAUCCACACGUACAGCUGAGGGGCCCACGUGCGCGGAGGGACACGCUCGACACUCACGAACCAAACGGAAACAGCGACAAGCCGGCAGCUUUCUUUGGUUGCGAUAUUUAUCCUGCUGCUGACCUUUGUAAUUAAUCCAUAUUUUCCUAUGCAAAAUCCAUCUGGAUGGAUUUUACAAUGUUUGCUUCUUUUU